This is a messenger RNA of Leptonychotes weddellii (Weddell seal), 1527 nucleotides long. RefSeq names its product ADP-ribosyltransferase 5 (gene ART5). The record is from RefSeq and is a predicted model, not a curated record. Gene Ontology annotation, molecular function: NAD+-protein-arginine ADP-ribosyltransferase activity; NAD+ poly-ADP-ribosyltransferase activity. NCBI's taxonomy places the organism in Eukaryota, Metazoa, Chordata, Mammalia, Carnivora, Phocidae.
AGGUGUCGGGUUACCGCCGCGGGGGCUAUAGUUAGCCGCGGGACUUUGUUGAUCGGCUAGACUCCCGGGACAGCGCAGCACCCGCCGGGACUUAAGCCCCCCGCCGGCCAGAGCGGUCAGUGUUCCUUCCCGCCGUCGUCCCUGAAACUUCCAGGCCCGCCCUUGGCCCCGCCCACACCCGCUUGGGCCGGAUCCUGGACGAGACCCUUCACACCCCAGAGGAAGGGACCCUGGUCUUUGUCUCCCAGCCCAUCGCCAGUGCUGCCCUCUUCAUCUGGACCUCGCCCUCCCUUGAGUCGCCCCCAGGAAGGAUGCUAGCGGCUUUGCUGAUGGCUCUCAGCUACCUCGGCCUCCAUGCCCUCUGGCAGGCUCAGGCUGUUCCCAUCCUGCCCCUGGGCCUGGCUCCAGACACCUUCGACGAUGCUUAUGUGGGCUGUGCCGAGGAGAUGGAAGAGAAGGCGGUCCCUCUGCUGAAGGAGGAGAUGGCCCACCACGCCCUGCUGCGGGAGUCCUGGGAGGCAGCCCGGGAGGCCUGGGAGCACAAGCGCCGAGGGCUCCCCCUGCCCCCUGGCUUCAAAGCGCAGCACGGAAUCGCCGUCAUGGUCUACACCAACUCAUCUAACACUUUGUACUGGGAGCUGAACCAGGCGGUGCGGACCGGUGGCAGCUCCCAGGAGUUCUACAUGAAGCACUUCCCCUUCAAGGCCCUGCAUUUCUACCUCACCCGGGCCCUGCAGCUGCUGCAGGGCAGUGGGGGCUGCAGCAAGGGACCUGGAGAGGUGGUGUUCCGAGGCGUGGGCACCCUCCACUUUGAACCCAAGAGACUGGGGGACUCUGUCCGCUUGGGCCAGUUUGCUUCCAGCUCCCUGGAUGAGGCAGUGGCCCGCAGAUUUGGGAAUGUCACCUUCUUCUCUCUAAGGACUUGCUUCGGGGCCCCUAUCCAGGCCUUGUCUGUCUUUCCUGAGGAGCGUGAGGUGCUGAUCCCCCCACAUGAAGUCUUCUUGGUCACCAGGUUCUCCCAGGAUGGAGCCCAGAGCCUGGUGACUCUCUGGAGCUAUAAUCAGACCUGCAGCCACUUUAACUGCGCCUAUCUGGGUGGGGAGAAGAGACGCGGCUGUGUGUCUGUACAAGCAGGAGGGCAGCCAGAUUCUACCCCCAAGGGGGACUUCUCUCUGCUUUCCUGGAAGACCCUGCUCUUUGCCCCUGGGGGCUUCCAGCUCUCAGGAGCUGGGCCCUGAAAGCCCACUGUCUGCCACUAGGAGUCCUAGGAACUCAUGAUCUUCCAUUGAAGAAGGGGGCUUCGAAUGGCCUCGAAGCGGGAACGUGGUUUCGGACCCAGCCCUAGCAGCCAUUUCCCCAGGGAUGGGGACCUACCCAGCCAUCUCCCCUCCCAACCAGGAUGUGGGGGGAUCUGAGGCCCUGGCAGGAUGGAGGGAGCCCUGCUAUGUGGUAGGGAUUCCCCGGGACAAGCAAGGGUGGUACUAUGAGGGCCACUCAAUUAAACAGUAUUGCAGUGUGGUGAUAUCA